Ficedula albicollis (Collared flycatcher) is the source of this 5562-nucleotide messenger RNA. It is a transcript of the gene TPX2, whose product is annotated as TPX2, microtubule-associated. Bases 703 to 2943 code for a protein of 746 amino acids. Gene Ontology annotation, cellular component: microtubule; spindle. Gene Ontology annotation, biological process: regulation of mitotic spindle organization; activation of protein kinase activity. Lineage: Eukaryota; Metazoa; Chordata; Aves; Passeriformes; Muscicapidae. The transcript is spliced from 17 exons. The record is from RefSeq and is a predicted model, not a curated record.
GGAAGCGACUGUGGCAGCCAGAGCCUGCUCCGCCGUUAACAGCUGGCUACCCAUUCUUCUCCAAGGCCACGGGGAAGAUUAUGCAGCACUUCGGGUCGAUAACGCCACUGGGAAAAAGGCACGAUCUUUUCACAGCAUCGAGAAAGGCGGUGGAAGCUGCCUGCCCCGGGCCCAGCAGUCAGAAGGGCUGAUCUUCUGAGGAGCAGCGGGUAGAAGCCGGGCAAGUGGAAACUGAUACAGCCCCAGUACUAGAGCCCGGCUCCUGCCCGGCCCUGCGGCCGCACCGGCUGACACGGGGCCCGGGGACCCGCCCGCCAGCCGCUGAUAGGCUAUCCAAAACGACAUUCAAAGCAGUUCCUUUUCUGAUUGGUUUACUAUGCCCCGCAGUGCGUUAUGUGAGUUGUGGUUCGGUUCUCGCCCGGUCGUUGCGGAGUUAAUGCGAGCACGUACUACACUUCCCGUCAGGCUUUGCAGGGAGAGCGCAGCUGCGUUUCUCGGGGUCCGCUUAUCCGGGUCCUCAAGCGGUUCAGCCAAUCAGCGCUCGUCAAGGGCGUGCGCCCGGCGCUGAUUGGUGGGUUCGGACGGCCGAGCCCUGUUUGAAAUCCGUUAACGGCGGUGGCGGAGGCGCCGCGCGGAGUGGCGGUGGCGCUCCUGAGACUGUAGCAGUGCAGGCAGACUUGUGGGGACAGUGUGGCUGUGAAGAUGUCUAAGCCAGAAUCCCGUUAUUCUUUUGAUGUCCCAAACAUCUGCAUCGAUUUUGCAACUCUGAAUGAGGAUGAUGUACACAAUGCAGACUCCUGGUUUGACCAAAAAGCCAAUCUGGAGAAUGUCCCUCCUGCAGAAAAUCUGGUCUCCCCCUGCAGCCCUGCCUUCUCAAAGCCUGAUGUUAUUCUGUCUUCUGUCCCAUCACAAGAAGUAGUGAUGAGUAAAAGUGGUGAUGAAGCAGAAUGCGCCCAGGGCAAUGCGGUCCCUGAGAAUAUUGUUGGGUCCUUGGCAACCUGGAGAGCUGCUGCCCCUGCAGAGGCCCCUCAGAGACCAGGCAGGAGACUGGCAAAGCAGGGGAAGACCCAGCAGCACAAGCAGCCAGGCAGAAUCAAAGCAGAGAGAAUUGCUAAUGCCCUGGAAAAUAAGGAAGAUGUUCCACCCUUGAAGAAAAUGAGAAUUUCUGGUAGCAGAGAGAAGGUGACAGAGGCAUCCACAAAGAGAGAGCCCCUGCAGGAUCCUGACCUCUCCCCAGGGAAAGGGAAAAGCAAACUGACCGUGACCUCCACGCCGACAGUGUUGAAGAGGACCAAGCCUUCUAGCAAGCCAAAGAGUACGGAGGAGCAGGAGCUGGAAAAGAUGCAGCAGUUGCAGCAGGAGGUUGUGGAGCUGCGGAAGAAGAACGAGGAGUCUCUGAAAGUAGCUAUUGCUGGAGCAGGACAACCUGUGAAGAGACCUGCUUGUCAAGCAACAAAGCCAGUUGAUUUCCACUUCUGCACAGAGAAUAGAAUUAAACAGAAUGUGGAAAGCCAGCCUGGGAAUGAGUACAAGGAGGUGGAUUUUGCAGCAAUACUGAGGAAGCAUCCCCCUUCUCCGGUGCGAAUGCCAAAGGGACGCACUGUCCCCAAACCUUUCAAUCUGUCCCAGGGAAGCAAAAGAAAACUCGAAGAAGCCACAACAGAAUAUGUGUCCUUUGCUGAGCAGGUAGAAGCAUUCCAAAAACGCACGCCCCCUCGUUAUCAUUUGAGGAGCAGGAAAUCUGAGGAAGGCUCAGUUUCAAAAAAGCCAGUGAAGGCUCGGCUCACACAAGCCAAAACACCAGUGCUGAGAACAAAGCAGCGCUUGAGACCUGUCACCUGCAAAACUGCUGCAGAGUUAGAAGCAGAGGAAGUAGAGAAAAUUCAACAGUACAAAUUCAAAGCACGAGAAGUCAAUUACAAAAUCUUUGAGGGUGGGCCACUCCUGCCUAAGAAACUCCCUGCGAAGGAGCUCACUCAGCCCAUUGGCUUUCAGUUGGAAAUAGAAAAAAGGAUUCAGGAGCGUGAGAGUAAGAAGCAGCAGGAGGAAGAGCGCUAUGAAUUUCAUUCCAGGCCAUGUCCCACAAAAAUUCUGGAGGAUGUUGUGGGUGUUCCAGAGAAGAAAGCACUUCCUGUUACAGUCCCCAAGUCUCCAGCAUUCACUUUGAGAAGCAGAACUCGCGUGUCUAGCAGAGAGGGAGAAAAGGAAAAAGAGGAGGUGGCUGUUAUCAAAGCUAAUCCUAUGCCACAUUAUGGAGUGCCCUUCAAACCCAAAUUGCCAGAGCAGAGGCACGUGGUGGAAGUUUGCCCCUUCUCUUUUGAUGCCCGGGACCGAGAGCGACAAAUACAAAAAGAGAAAAAAAUAGAAGAACUACAGAAGGAAGAGGUGCCAAAGUUCAAAGCGCUGCCUCUGCCUUACUUUGAUGAAGUUAAACUGCCAGAAAAGAAGGUCAAAGCCCCAACUCAGCCUGAACCGUUCCAUCUGCAGGUGGAUGAACGGGGAGCUGCCAAGCUCCAGAGCUGGAAACAGCAGCUUGAAGAAGACUUGAAAAGGCAGAAAGAGGCAGCAUGUUUUAAAGCUCGUCCCAACACAGUGAUGUACCAGGAGCCUUUUGUGCCCAAAAUAGAGCAUAAGAUGCUCUCAGAGAGCCUUUCUGGUUCUGUAGUUCCUGAAAGCUUUGAGCUGGCAACAGAAAGAAGAGCAAAAGAACGGCAAGAAUUUGAAAAGCGAUUGGCAGAUGCAGAAGCCUUAAGGGAGAGGUAUGAGGAGCAGAUCAGGCAGCAACAAGAGGAGCGUGAAAAGGAAGAAAUUGCUAAGCUAAGACAAGAGAUGGUUCACAAGGCAAACCCAAUACGCAGAUACCGCAGCGUGGAAGUGAAGUCCAGUGACCAGCCACUGACUACGCCAGUGUCUCCCAAGUUCUCAGACAGAUUCCGAUGCUGAUGAGCAUCCAGGUGAUACCUGGAGGGAGAGCCUAUCCCUCUCCACUCCCUUGGUAGAGAGAGGGAGCAAUUGUUUUGCUCAGUCUGAACUCCUGUGCUUGGUUCCAUUGUUGUACUGAGUAGUUAAACUACACCUGAGCCCAUGGCGUUUCAGCAGUGCCUCCUGGCUUUGCUGUGUAUCCAGACCCCAUCUUCUCUUGAGACUAAACCAAAUUUUGAUAUUGCAUACAGAUAUUGUGUACCUAACUAAAUAAAAAUUCCUAAUCUGCUUGCUGUCUCUGGAUAGUGGGCUGAAGCCCUCUCCUGCCAGAAGAGUUUUUGGUAAAGACUGACUACACAGAUAUGUACAUCUGGCAGAGCUGUCUUGUGUUUGUACACUAAGUGCUAUUUCCAUGUGUCUCUUUUUUAGCCUUUUAGUCUACAUUUAGCUUGAAUUGUGUUAAGUGAGGUUCCUUCAAGCCAGUGUAGCGUGGGUCUGGCCUUCCUUGUUUUGUAUUUACAUGACCACAAAUAUAAAUCUUGCCCACACUUGAAAGUAGCUCUUUGUAUAUAUUAGAGCAUUAAACCAUCUUGCUGUUUUAUAGCUGAAGCCCUUCUAUUUGGGGAACCAUUUAUCUGGCAAGUGACUUGCUGUGAGCUGCUGCACCAGCUCCUGCCAGUGCAGGUCUCUUGGCUACAGAGCCAUCAGCAUCUCUAGCCAGUUUGGGAAGCAAGCGGAACUAAAUAUAGCCUAAGUGCUCAAAUGUGCUGAAGGACAAAACUGCUGGCAUUGUGAAGAGUGGAUACAUCUAGAUUAAAGUUUUAAUAAUUAUUUUGUACUUAGUAUUGUGCUCUGAUUUCUUACCUUGAUAUUUUGCUGAAACCUGUUAGAUGGGCUGCUCCUACUGUUUGUUGUGCUGCUUAGAAGAGAGAGGGAUGGAAAAGGGAAAUUUAGAAUUAAUUUGUCCUAAGUGGAGAAACUUUCUUGUUUGGUGAUUAUGGAAAACAUUUGCUUUCAUUUCCUCUGAAUUGGGAUACUGUUGAAAAAGUAUUCCCAGAGUGUAUAGCUUUUUCUAAGAUUUUUGGAUGAAAAAGAGUUAAACUUGGUGUUAGACUCCAGCUAAGGGGGUGGUUAGAGGUGCUGUCUCAUUCUUGCCAAAGUACAUCAAGCAAUUGCUAUUUUACUCCUAAAUUGAGAGAGGUAAUAGUGGAAAAAAGUCUUUAGAGACCUAAAUUACAAGAAGAAUGUUUAUUGUACCUGAGGGACGAUGUUGCUGCAGGAAUUCUCCUAAAAAGUGCAAUGCUCAAGAGAUGUCAUUGCAGAACAGCUGGGUUCUCUAUGGGAGUGUUUCAAAGAGCACCAGCCUCAAACUUCAGUGCUGGGGUUAAGAGGAAAAGCCACCCACACCAAAAUACUUGAGGAUCUUAGUGUAGCUGUGGCAGAGGUUGGUCCAAAAGCUUGAUUUAAUCACCCUGUCUGCCUUCAGCCACAUUUUUCUGACUUUGUUCAUAACCGUGAGAGUUACAGACAGUCAGAAAACUUGCUGUCACUGCUGCUGUGACAAUUUGCAGGAGUGGCUGGAGCACAAGAGCCAUGUCAGCAUCUUCAAAAUGAAAAUCCAUGUGGAUCUGACCUGUCUGACUUAACUCCAUUUCUGUCAUGGUGGAGCUGUUCCCUUGUGAUCUGCUACUGGAUGGGGACAUCACAGAACCUCAGAUGGGCUGACAGGGAGCCCUUUUUCCUCGAGUGCCAGCUCUGGAGAAGGCAGCGUGUGGGCAGCAGGAGCAGCAAAUAUUAAUGAUGAGUCAGGGAAGGCUGGAAUGAUGAUGAGCUGCUGAAAAAUGUGUAGGCAAGCAGGAGCAUGAGGCCAUGGAACUGGAGCAGCCACUGAUCCCUGAAGGAUUUUCCUGAUGGCCCUACAUGGCCUCUUCUUCCUUGAGGAAGGGGUUGUGUGCCUGACAGCUUGGCAGUAUUUUUUCCCCAAUGGUAUCAUUUGGGUCUAAUAAAAGACAUUACAUCUUUCCCCAACCAUGGCCUCGUCUAUUCCCCAUGCACUGCAAACAGGGGAGCCUCAGGCAGCUGUGCCUCCAAGGGUCUGGGGUGUUUGUAUGAGCUUGGAGUCACCCACCAUGUUCUCACAGGCUGGGGUGUGGGACCUGUUCUCUGAAUCAGGAGGGAAGUGGAGACUUGGUGGGAAAAUUGCUCUAGUGUACAAAGUAUAAUAAUCAUGUCCUGAAGGAGCUGGAUGUUGGAGAAGAUGGGAUUUGGCCAAGGUUUCAGCAGGGAGAUGGUGGUAGGUGAUUUUUCUGGUGCUUGUGAGAACAAAUUUACAGGAUGGGAGCAAGAGACUGGGAUUUAGCGAGGUGCUGUUUCAAUAUCUCCCUUCAGAGUCAUGGUAGGUUGAGAAACUGAUAUAAAAUCUAUAUUCCUCCCUGUGUGGAUUUCGCAAAAACAUUUUUGUAUUCCAGUACUCAAAGCCCAUCACUGUUAUGUGUGUGCCUUGAGAGCAAGGAGAAGGGAGGAGGUUAGGAGAAAUCUACAAAAUCUUCCUCUGCUCCCAUUCUCAUUGAGCUGUACUUAAUUUGUUGUCGAAAUAAUUUGCUGAUCACAGACUAAAGCUGGAACUUAAAGGGAAUGUUU